AUGUAAAAAAUUCAAUUCAAUUGUACUAUUUGUUUGAAUCAUUUAAGUGAUCCAACCUGUUUGUCUUGCGGACAUACUUUUUGUGAAAAAUGUAUCAAUCAUCAUUUGAAAUUAAAUCAUACUUGCCCUUUAUGUAGAAAACCUACAUUACCUGAAUGGUCAGUCAAUGAAAUGUUAAAAGAAGUACUGUUGAUACUCUUUGAACAAGGACCUGAAAGUAACUUUUAUAUAUCUAUCCAAAAAUUUAGUUCUCCAAACAGAAUUUCCAUAAAUAGUUUUAUGUUUAGAUUGUGGCCUUACUCCUAUUAAUCCUGUUGUAUUACCCUGUUAACAUCUCUUUUGUCUUUAAUGUUUUCAAAAUGACUUGAUCUAACAAUACUGUCCUGUUUGUCUUUAAUAAUGUAUGAUAACAGAACCGAACAUUAAUCUUCUUUUUAAUCAAUUUUUACAAUGGUAUUGUGAAACAGAUGAGAAAUAUAUUUUCUAAGAUUAAAAAAUACAUUCCAUGCCUAUAUUUCUAUUUGAUAAGCAAAUUUGCUAUAAAAGAAAUUUCUGUUUAAGAAUAGUCGAAGAUAGAUAUAAAUAGCUUAUAAAAUUGGCAUCACAUGGAUCAGGUAAAUUCCCUGUAGUUCCUUUUACUGACAAGUUACCUGUUUAUGCAGACAUGGUAGAAAUUGUUAGUAUAACAGAUCAAAUAUAAAUUAUUGGUUGCGAUAGAUUAAUAAUAGAUGAAAUUUAUUGUUUUAUAAAUAAUCAAAAAAUACCAUUCACUCCAAAUACUUUUAAAGCUUUAACAAAUCAAUUAUGGUUAUGCAAUUAUACUGUUAUCAAAGAUAAUCAAGAUAAAUCAUCUGUCUAGAACAAAAUUAAAUAAUUUAUUCAAUAUACUUUUACAGAAUUGACAGAAGAAAUGAAAUCUUUAUUUGAAAAACCAUAUCAUUUAAUGAAUAUAUUUGGAAAUAAAUUUCAUCAAGUUAAUUCAAGUCUUAUUAUGAUCUAAUUAUUGAAGAUUAAUAAUUAGGAAUUCUAAAAAUUAUAUUAUUCUAAUGAUUAAUAAUUAAGAAAUUUAUUCAUCUGGAAUUUCAUUAAUCAAAUUUAAUAAAAAAUUAUAUAAAUUAUUGGUAAACAAAAUCAAAAUACUAAAAUUAAACAUUAAAUCAUAGAUUAGGAAAUACAAUUACCUAAUUUGCAAUUUCAUAACAUUUAUGAACAAAAUGAUGAAGAUCUUAAUGAAGAUUUUAAUGGAUCAUUCUCAAAUAUGACAAUUACUCAAUAAAUAAUUCUCAACCUUUUUCAUCUUCACAAAGUACCAAUUUUUUAAUGA
This is a messenger RNA of Paramecium pentaurelia, 1324 nucleotides long. Lineage: Eukaryota; Ciliophora; Oligohymenophorea; Peniculida; Parameciidae. The record is from the annotation of a GenBank genome assembly.